Molecule: messenger RNA, 411 nt
Organism: Lactuca saligna
Lineage: Eukaryota; Viridiplantae; Streptophyta; Magnoliopsida; Asterales; Asteraceae
Source: the annotation of a GenBank genome assembly
AUGUACAAGUUAUUUGAAACUAACGGAAAACAGCCUCUAAAGAUUGUAUUUGACAUAAAUACUCACAUGUCGAUUGGGGAAGUAUACAAAUGUUUCAUUCAGGAGGUUGGGAGCUAUAUGUGGCGCGACAUUGGUUUCGAUAAGGACACAUGGAUAGACGUUUUUGAAGCCGAAAGGAUAUGGUCUGAUUUGGGAGUGAUUACAAAUUAUCCCAUGGCUCCAGUUUAUUGGGCGUCACUGAACAAUCGGAUAUGUGCGUCGUAUAGAGGCCGCAAAAAUGUUGCAAAAACUUGUUUGACUGCUUUUGAAGGGGGUGUGGAGGCAGCAAGGGCUCAAGCCACUGCGGGUAUGGAUCUGCAACGUUGGAAUGUUGCUAUUGGCCACUUCUUAACAAAAAAGCAUAAAAAAUGA